Heterocephalus glaber (naked mole-rat) is the source of this 1803-nucleotide messenger RNA. The record is from RefSeq and is a predicted model, not a curated record. NCBI's taxonomy places the organism in Eukaryota, Metazoa, Chordata, Mammalia, Rodentia, Bathyergidae.
AGGAGGGGCGUGGCCAUGAGAGAAAGUGUUCGCGACGGAACUCGUUGGUGGGGGGAAAGACCGGCCCCUUCCGGUUACGAGGCCCAGCAAGAUGGCGGCACCCAGGGCGUUCAGGCUGGCUUUGAACUUACAGUGAUCCUCCUGCCACAGCCAUCCAAAUGCCGGGAACACAGGCUUGCACCACCACACCCAGCUAGAGAUUCUGAAAGAAGAAUUUUGCAGGAGCCAGGAAGCUGGGAGUUCCUGCGCCUGAUACCCCCAAAAUGGAAUGGGGGUAAGAGGGGCUUCCGUGAUCUGAGUGGAGUGGUGACCCCAGAGGGCAAUCGGAGGAAGAGAAGGACACUGCUGCAGUUCCUGUCUGACCAUUUCUGUGACAUGGAGUUUCUGAGGGAGAACGUGCUCCAGAAGCAGAUGCAAAAGGUGUCCCUGGAAAACAGAUCCUUCACUAUAAUCCAGGACAAAUAUGGCCGAGAUAUCGCAGGAGCCUGUUUCAUCCUGCAGCACGGAGGAUCAGUCAAGUUUCGAGACAGGGAGUGGAUCAGGUCAGAUGAGUACAGACGUUUCUCUGCUGAGGUCUUGAAGUUCCAGGCAGUGCCUGUGGAGGCUAUCGAUGCCAGUGGCUGUGCCAUCAACUACCAUGGCUUAGACAACCUCUUGCCCCUGAAGAAGCUCCAGUGCCUGUCACUGCAGCGCUGUCCCCACGUGGAUGACUGGUGCCUCAGCCGCCUCUACCUGCUGGCCGACUCACUGCAGGAGCUCUCCCUGGCCGGCUGCCCCCAAAUCUCUGAGCGGGGCCUUGCCUGCCUCCACCACCUCUCGAACCUCCGUAGACUGGACAUCUCAGAUCUCCCCGGUGUGGAGUACCCGGGCCUCACUCAGAUCCUGGUGGAGGAGAUGCUGCCAAACUGUGAGGUUGUGGGGACUGACUGGACCCAGGAGGGUCCAGAGGAGCAGCCUCAGGACCCAGCCAGCCCUAUCCAUGCCAAGCCUGCAGCCCGUGAUCUCGGUGACCCAUGUGGAGUGUCGUAGCUACCUAUACCCUGCCCUCCAAGGUGGGGUUCCUUCAGCAUGGGGCAUGGAGGACUGGCAGACCAGAGGGAAGGAUAGCAUGAGGUUGGGGUAUUUAUUGCUGCUGGCUGCUCAUGGCUGGCAACCCUUUUCACUCAGCUCCUUCCGCUGCCUCUUUGAACUGUCAGUAGGACAGGAGCUGCGCUCACCUCCAUGGGUCCCCACAUGUGAUGCACCCAUCCAUGUUAGAGGUUGGCCAUCUCACAGGGACCCUGACGGACACGAGGUGCCCCUGGCACUUCCCUGUGCAGGAUUGGCCAGCUCACUUCACCUGUCCACCAUCCUUGGCCCUCGCUCCCCAGUUCCCAUGAUGUGGCUGCUUAUUGAUUUAUUAGCUUUGUUUCAAAUUCAACUUUUUUCUGCUGCUCUGUGAAAAUGCCACUGGGCCUUUGGACUUAUUUCCUUUGCCAACGGCAUGCUAGGCCUCAUCAGCAGGGUACACUGAUGAGACAGAUUGCCAGAGGGAAGGUGUGUGCUCUGUGCCCCAUGCACCUUAGCUUCUCCAGCUUUGGGCCACAGGGCGUGUGGUUUCCCCAGCACAGUCCUGGAGAGGUUUGUGGUCACCAGCUUCCCCUGGCACCCCCAGUCCUGUGGUUUUUUGGGGUGCAGCCCCUCCCUGAGGCUCCCCAGCAACCCAGCCACAUUUCCAGUCAGCUCAGGCAUUUACCAAUGAAUUCUUGUGAUUCCAGUUCACUGUUGAAUAAUUCAUUAUAUUAAAAUUUCCCUGUGAAAUUA